AUGUCAGAGCUAGCUUCGGCACAGUCGGCUAGCAAUGAGAGUCCACCGCCCGACGACCUCGAAGGCGAACUGGAUGCGUUCAUUCAACCUCUCCUCAUCGACGACAAUGUGGUGCACAACCUGGCCUAUCAGUUCUCCAAAGUUUACGAGGAGCUCGCCAUACGAUCCGAUGAGCAGUUUCUGCCAACGCCCGUCACAAAGUUGCCCACCGGACAGGAGACUGGUCAGUUUCUUGCCAUCGACGUCGGAGGCACCAAUCUGCGAGUCGCAUUUAUCGAGCUACUAGGCGACGCCGAGGAGCUUCUCCCGACGGCCAAUGGAGUGGAACGGUCACGUGAAACAAUUAGAAACGCCCAGCGGCCACGAGUACGACGGACCUUGGAGAAGGCGUGGCCCAUAGGAGAGCAUCUGAAAAUGGACAAGACUGAAGACCUCUUCGCCUGGAUUGGUGAUUGCAUUGCUGAAGUUGUAAGCGACCGACUGACUUCAGACAACGACAAAACGCCCGUACCAGAAGAGCUCGCAAUGGGCAUCACCUUCAGUUUCCCCAUGAUCCAGACAGAACUGUCCUCUGCGACACUGAUGCCUAUGGGCAAAGGUUUUACCAUUAGUUCCGACCUUGAUCUUGGCUCGACAUUGUUGCAAGGCUAUAUCAGGCACACCCGUCGCCAGUCACCCACGAGCUCGUCUCCCAAAGCAAAGCGGAGGAAGCUUGGACCCUUGCCUCGACUGAAGGUUACCGCCAUCACCAAUGAUACCAUCGCGACACUCGCUUCUCUGGCAUACAGUGUCAAAUCCUUACCUAAUUCACGGGUUGUUGCCGGUAUCGUUGUCGGCACGGGAGUCAACGCUACCAUUCCCAUGAAGUUUUCCAGCCUGGGUGAAGCCAAAGUCGAGUCAAUCAGAAAGAACAAACCCGAUGCAACAGAGACUGUCGUUAAUACCGAAGUGACGAUUGCCGGUGCUUGUGGUCCUCUGCAAAGUAUGACCACGGAAUGGGAUCGGCAGCUCGAUAAAAACUGUGCUCGACCAGGUUUCCAGCCGCUGGAGUACAUGACUGGAGGUCGGUAUAUCGGAGAGCUGGUCCGCCUCAUCUUCUUCGACUACAUGACCAGAGCACACAAACCGCCUGUGCCUGCGGCAUCCCUUCCUGCGACGAUUGUCCACAGCUACAGCUUCACUACGACCUUCGUAAGUGCCGUGGUAGCACGAGCCCGGUCGGAUUCGGAACUCGCGGGCGAGUUGAAACGUCGGAUACCACCUCCUGAAUCGUCCAACUGGGGAUGGACACCUCAUUCAGCCGGAGCCCUCCGCAAGAUCGCACAUCUUGUUCAGGUUCGAUCCGCCGGGCUGAUUGCUGCUUCAACAGUCGGGUUGCUGGCCACCGUGGGUGAGAUCGCCUUGUCGGAGCCCGGCAGCCCUGCCUCUCUUCCUGAUGGCAUGGUCUUGACCGACAGCAAGCCAUCAUCGCCGAAGUCGAUUCUUUCGUCCCUCCAGCGUGAUACGCGAGAUGGUUUGUCGCCAGCUCCCGGCUCGAGCGCAUGGAAAUCGGGCCCUGAAGAAUUGGUCAUCGCGUACACUGGUGGCAUCAUCCAGCAUUAUCCUAACUUCAAAGAACAGACGCAGCGGUUCAUCGACCGACUGGUAAUGAGAGCUGGCGUCCAGGAUGGUGGUAAGAGCGUGUUCUUGAGGGAAGCCCGCGAUGGCGGCAUCAUCGGCGCUGGUGUUUUAGCGGGUAUGGAGACUAUGGAAAGAAAUUCGUCGUGA
Molecule: messenger RNA, 1767 nt
Organism: Cladophialophora yegresii CBS 114405
Lineage: Eukaryota; Fungi; Ascomycota; Eurotiomycetes; Chaetothyriales; Herpotrichiellaceae
Product: serine/threonine protein kinase
Exons: 2
Coding region: 1-1767 (588 amino acids)
Biological process (GO): intracellular glucose homeostasis; glucose 6-phosphate metabolic process; glycolytic process
Cellular component (GO): cytosol; mitochondrion
Molecular function (GO): glucokinase activity; fructokinase activity; ATP binding
Source: RefSeq, a predicted model, not a curated record